AUGCUCCAUCUGCUAAGGAUACUCGCUCCAGUGACGGGAAUGACUGAGCUAGCUUCUGUACAUCAAGACACAUGCAACGGCCAGAGUGAUGUAACUCGCAGCUCGGAACCGAGCUGGUCUACAGACCCCUACCUCAACCAAAGCGAUAGUAGCCACCAAGCAGACGAAACCCAGAUACAAGCAACGGACGACUAG
Colletotrichum costaricense is the source of this 195-nucleotide messenger RNA. RefSeq lists its product as uncharacterized. The record is from RefSeq and is a predicted model, not a curated record. The transcript is spliced from 2 exons. Lineage: Eukaryota; Fungi; Ascomycota; Sordariomycetes; Glomerellales; Glomerellaceae. Bases 1 to 195 code for a protein of 64 amino acids.